AUGAAGUUCUCUAUCGCAGCCUUCGGCAUUGCCAUCUCUGUCCUCGCCUGUGGCGCUCAUGCUGCGGACACAAGCGCCAAUGAUCUCCUUUUGCUGGCCGUAGCAUCGACUAAUCAGACAAUGGGACCUUCAGCCUGGGAAUGGCCCAACCAAGAACCUGCCAAGGCAGAAAUUGCGAGCAACACGUCUGCGUCGACGAUUGAUAUCGCCACCGUCCAGUCAGAAGUCUCAAGCAGCAAGCGAUCUUCUAUUUCUCGACAGACGUACAACCUCGGAAACAUUGUGGCCAAGAGGACCGACUACACUGUCCUCACCGAUGGUUCUGACCCACUCUACAGCAAUGCCGCUCUCCAGGCCACUUCGUACCUUACCUACAAGGUCAUCAGCAACACUACCACCUACGCUGUUGCCAAGGCAGCUUGCCUGGCUUACUGUGACUCGGUUAAGAAGUGUGUGACUGCCAACAUGUACAACGAGAUUGGCAACCCUCUGCUGGACCAUGUAUUCUCCGAGAAGUCCAACCGAAAGUGCGCCUUGUACGGAGAUGUCCCAUCUCUGUCGCAGAUGACAAACAAGGGUGGUCAACAGCUCUACGGCAACAACAGUCCCGCCAACUACAUUGAGAACUCUGCCGUCUUCUUCACCUCUACCGUUUCCGGCCCUGCUACACCCGCUGGCUACUCUGCCACCUUCGGCCCCCUGACCACCGCCGUCAGCCUCGACGCCCCAGGCUACCUGAAGAAGACAUUCCUCACUCAGAACGACCCUGCGACCUGCGCCAGCCUUUGCACCAGCUAUACUUCUAACACCUGCGUCUUCUUCGACGUCUUUACCGCCAUGAUGGGCGACACCGUCGCUACGUACGUCUGCGUACUGUACUCCGCAAAGAAGACUGCUUCUGAUGCAACCAUGGCGAGCAUUAGCUCGAUGUCUGUCGCUGCUUCUCGCGGCUACACUCGAAACUAGCUGGGGGCAAUUCAAACCUGGCCCUCGAGCCGCAUUGUGCCAUUGUCAAGAUUGGAGGAGGACAUCUUGAAUAUUAGUAGCCAAAGUCCGUCAGCCGAAGUCUUGUCAGCUAUUCUUUAAUUGCAAUCGUCUUCUUCAUUCGCACUCGUUCUUCUAGUGUGACAGGGUCGCCGGAUCCG
Microstroma glucosiphilum is the source of this 1145-nucleotide messenger RNA. RefSeq lists its product as hypothetical. Lineage: Eukaryota; Fungi; Basidiomycota; Exobasidiomycetes; Microstromatales; Microstromataceae. The record is from RefSeq and is a predicted model, not a curated record. The transcript has 2 exons. Bases 1 to 966 code for a protein of 321 amino acids.